Messenger RNA from Antrostomus carolinensis (chuck-will's-widow), 444 nucleotides. RefSeq names its product ribosomal protein lateral stalk subunit P2 (gene RPLP2). The record is from RefSeq and is a predicted model, not a curated record. Lineage: Eukaryota; Metazoa; Chordata; Aves; Caprimulgiformes; Caprimulgidae. Gene Ontology annotation, molecular function: structural constituent of ribosome. The transcript is spliced from 4 exons. Gene Ontology annotation, cellular component: ribosome; cytosolic large ribosomal subunit. Gene Ontology annotation, biological process: cytoplasmic translational elongation. Bases 54 to 401 code for a protein of 115 amino acids.
UGCUGCCCUUCCCCGCAGGUCUCACCAGGCCCUCGUCUCCCCUGUUUUCCAGGAUGCGUUACGUCGCCGCAUACCUGCUGGCCGUGCUCGGCGGCAACGACUCUCCCACGUCAAAGGACUUGAAGAAGAUCCUGGACAGCGUUGGCAUCGAGACAGACGAUGAACGCAUGAACAAGGUUAUUAGCGAGCUGAAUGGAAAAAACAUCGAGGAUGUCAUUGCUCAGGGCAAUGGGAAGCUUGCCAGCAUGCCUGCUGGGGGAGCUGUGGCCGUCUCUGCUGGAGGGGGCUCUGCUGCUCCUGCUGCAGCCGCUGCCCCUGCUGCCGCUGAGGAGAAGAAAGAAGAGAAGAAGGAGGAAUCUGAAGAAUCUGACGAUGACAUGGGAUUCGGCCUCUUUGAUUAAUUAUUUGUUAUAGAGAAAUUAUUAAAAUUCUUUGUUUUAAAUA